CCUGGAUCCUGUGUUGUUAGCAUAUUACAGUACAGUACUCAAGUAAUGGUACUAGCUUCGAGGCCAAACUGGACUGGGACGAUUCGUUUGGCGUUGACUCUUUGUGGACUACCAUAUACCACCUGUACCUCCGGAAUAUUAAGGCCUGGAUUCUCUUGUUCAGUUCCUGAUUCCGUCAGAACUUGUGAAAACCUCACACCCUUCAGUGCCAGCUACUGCAGCCUUUACACGACCAGUGCCAGGACAAUGCCAUCUUCAAAAGCUCCACAUGUAAAGUCCAGGGGCCCCCUGUAUCCAGGGUCCAGCAUCAAGCGCUUCCCUGUACCUGAUGACAAGGUGGACUGGAGUCAGAAGUGGGCCGAGUAUGAUCCAGUCAACUACACAGACCCUGCAGUUCUGAAGAAGCCAGUCUGGGCAGAUCCUGAUAUUGGCAGCUCUUUCUCCCCAAAGUUCAACACUGUGGAUGGUGCUGUGGACAGGACAAGCUUUGAGGGAAGCUAUCGAGUGGAAAAUGGAAAGCCGCUAAAUCCUCUCGGACGCACAGGGUUGACUGGAAGAGGUCUUCUAGGACGGUGGGGACCCAAUCAUGCAGCUGAUCCCAUCGUCACAAGGUGGAAGGUAGAUGGAAGUGGAGCAAAGAUCCAUCACUCAGUGUCCAAACUGCCCAUUCUGCAGUUUGUGUCCAUCAAGAGAAAGGACUGUGGGGAGUGGGCCAUUCCUGGGGGGAUGGUGGAUCCGGGGGAGCAGGUUUCUAGCACGUUGCAGCGGGAGUUCUCGGAGGAAGCUCUCAACUCACUUUCAGUCGCAAAGGCAGAGAAAGUAGAAAUCCACAAACGCGUCACCAAACUCUUCCAGUCUCCAGGGUUUCAGGUAUUUAAAGGCUACGUCGACGAUCCAAGAAACACUGACAGUGCUUGGAUGGAGACAGUUGCUGUCAACUUUCAUGAUGAAGAAGGUAACAGUGUGAGCGAGCUGCCGCUGCAAGCUGGUGAUGACGCAGGCCAAGUCCAGUGGGUGGACAUCGACUCGUCCUUCACUCUCUAUGCGAAUCACUCUCAUUUCCUGCAGCUGGUUGCCAAAGAGAGGAACGCUCACUGGUAGCCAAAGGCAAAAGAUGGAUCUGAUAUAAUCGCACAAACAAGAGCCUUAAGAUCUCGUUUGUAUGUAGUAAGCAUGAACUCGGAUGUGAACCCUCCUCUCUAACUUAUUUAUAAUAAUCUGAUGUAAUACUAGACACUUAAUCUGCAUUUAUUAAAUUAGCAUUAUAAUGCAUUAACAAAUUAUGUGAUUCUGGGUGUAAUAUAUGCUGAAAUUAUAGC
Nematolebias whitei (Rio pearlfish) is the source of this 1319-nucleotide messenger RNA. It is a transcript of the gene nudt9, whose product is annotated as nudix (nucleoside diphosphate linked moiety X)-type motif 9. Bases 46 to 1101 code for a protein of 351 amino acids. The record is from RefSeq and is a predicted model, not a curated record. NCBI's taxonomy places the organism in Eukaryota, Metazoa, Chordata, Actinopteri, Cyprinodontiformes, Rivulidae. The transcript has 8 exons. Gene Ontology annotation, molecular function: ADP-ribose diphosphatase activity.